CGGUCGAAAACAGCCCCUUCCUUCCUGUUCCCGUCCAUGCUGUGAACAGCUGAUGUGGUUAUUCUUCCUCACUCAAACAGUUGUAAAGUAAUCAGUCCUAAUUGUUAAAGAAUAAAACUGGACAUGACGAAAGAAGAAGUGAACGGCGCGACUGAGGAGGAGCAGCACGCUCAGUCAAAGAAAGCCUUAAAGAAACAGCAGAAGGAAGCAGAGAAAGCGGCAAAGAAGGCUGAGAAACAGGCCAAGCUGGCUGCUGAACAACAAAGUGCCGAUGAAGAUGACUUCGCCAAGGACCGAUAUGGCUUGCCUGCUAUGGUGCAAUCCCAGGAGAAACUCGACAGGGCGUUGGUCCGAGUCCAAGACCUGACUCCAGAGAAAGCUGACCAGCUGAUCUGGUUGCGUGCCCGUGUCCACACCAGCCGAGCCAAAGGGAAGCAAUGCUUCUUGGUCUUGCGUCAACAGCAGUUCAACGUGCAAGCACUGGUCGCAGUGGGAGAUCGUGCCAGCAAGCAGAUGGUCAAGUUUGCUGCAAACAUCACAAAGGAAAGCAUCGUGGACGUGGAGGCCGUGGUGAGGAAAGUGGAGCAGAAGAUCGAGAGCUGUUCUCAGCAGGACGUUGAGCUCCACAUCGAGAGGAUUUUUGUCAUCAGCCAGGCAGAGCCUCGUCUGCCCCUGCAGCUGGAGGACGCCGUUAGGCCGGAUGGAGAGGGGGAGGAGGAAGGAAGAGCCACUGUUAACCAGGACACCAGACUGGACAACAGAGUGAUUGAUCUAAGGACGACCACCAGCCAGGCCAUCUUCCGGCUGCAGUCAGGAGUCUGUCAGCUCUUCAGAGACACGCUCACCAAAAAGGGUUUUGUGGAGAUCCAGACCCCCAAAAUAAUAUCUGCUGCCAGUGAAGGCGGAGCAAACGUCUUCACCGUUUCCUACUUCAAAUCCAGCGCCUACCUGGCCCAGUCCCCUCAGCUCUACAAGCAGAUGUGCAUCUGCGCUGACUUUGACAAGGUCUUCUGCGUCGGCCCAGUUUUCAGGGCUGAGGACUCCAACACUCACCGUCAUCUGACUGAGUUUGUGGGUCUGGAUAUAGAGAUGGCCUUCAACUACCAUUACCAUGAAGUGAUCGACUCCAUCACCGACACCAUGGUGCAGAUAUUCAAGGGCCUGAGAGACAACUUCCAGACGGAGAUUCAGACGGUGAACAAGCAGUUCCCAAGCGAACCCUUUAAAUUCCUGGAGCCGACUCUUAGGCUGGAGUACACCGAGGCCUUGGCCAUGCUUCGUGAGGCCGGCGUGGAGAUGGGAGACGAAGAUGACCUCAGCACUCCUAAUGAAAAGCUGCUCGGCCGUCUCGUCAAGGAAAAGUAUGAUACUGACUUUUAUGUGCUGGAUAAGUACCCGCUGGCUGUUCGACCUUUUUACACCAUGCCUGACCCAAACAACCCUAAAUACUCCAACUCUUAUGACAUGUUCAUGAGAGGAGAGGAGAUCCUGUCUGGAGCUCAGAGAGUCCACGAUGCUCAGCUGCUGACUGAAAGGGCUCUGCAUCACCAGAUUGAUCUGGAAAAGAUAAAGUCAUACAUCGACUCAUUCCGUUAUGGCGCUCCCCCACAUGGCGGAGGAGGCAUCGGUCUGGAGAGAGUCUGCAUGCUGUAUCUGGGUCUCCACAAUGUGCGUCAGACCUCCAUGUUCCCCCGUGACCCCAAGCGUCUCACACCCUGAUCACGGCGCUUUGUGAAAGAACCCCUCUGGACUAUCCCAGAGGUUUUGGUGACGGAAACUACAACUAAUCCACAGUUCAGGAAUGGAGAAUUAAUACAAGUAUCCACCCACUUUUUCUAACAGGCCAAUAGAAAUUUAUCACUAAGAAGAAUGAAGCAGCUGUAAUAGAAAGUACUUUAUUGAUUUGUGUGCAUAGUUUUCUAACAAGUAAACAGAGGCGUAUCGUCAGGAAGUGGGCCAGAACACUCCCAGAGGAGGCUGCACACCUUUUAUUCAUCUUCUUACCAAUAAGUGUUUAAUUAUGGAGAGAUUAAACAACUUUAACACAGA
Molecule: messenger RNA, 2049 nt
Organism: Cyprinodon variegatus (sheepshead minnow)
Lineage: Eukaryota; Metazoa; Chordata; Actinopteri; Cyprinodontiformes; Cyprinodontidae
Gene: dars1
Product: aspartyl-tRNA synthetase
Exons: 18
Coding region: 124-1719 (531 amino acids)
Biological process (GO): aspartyl-tRNA aminoacylation
Cellular component (GO): aminoacyl-tRNA synthetase multienzyme complex; cytosol; cytoplasm
Molecular function (GO): ATP binding; RNA binding; aspartate-tRNA ligase activity
Source: RefSeq, a predicted model, not a curated record